Molecule: messenger RNA, 2023 nt
Organism: Lytechinus pictus (painted urchin)
Lineage: Eukaryota; Metazoa; Echinodermata; Echinoidea; Temnopleuroida; Toxopneustidae
Exons: 6
Biological process (GO): netrin-activated signaling pathway
Cellular component (GO): membrane
Molecular function (GO): netrin receptor activity
Source: RefSeq, a predicted model, not a curated record
GGAUUUCUGGCAUCGGUCCCGGCCUUGGUAUCGAUUUUCCAGACUAAAGCUUGAAGAAAAUACUGCCGAGAUCUCUCUUAUAAGACAUGGAAAGGAAGUACCUCUGUCUGUGUGUUGGACUAUCGGUGGCGGUGAAACUUGUUUAACAUUUGAAGACGUAUUACCACUUAAUUUCCAAGAAGUUAUCUGUGCACUGGUUCCAUUGUGCCAAACAGUGCAACAUAUUAUCAUUGACUGUGAUAUGUUAGAUUGGUAUAUUCCUGCACAUGACACCAGACCUUUCAUUCCAAUGAGAUCAGUCCUCACCGUUUGCAUUCUCGGCAGCAAUUCUGGAUACCCAAAUGCACCACUCCUUUCGACUCUCAGUGGUUGUUUUCCAAAUGCAAAGAGUCUUGAGCUAUCUUGUUACUUGUUAACACGCACUCGAAAAUACCAUUCCGACCCCCAAAUGUCUUCCUGGAGACAGGUAAAAUUAGACUUGUGGAACGGAAACUCAAAAGACCACGUCUCUCUGGAGACCAUCUUCCUCUCCUUUUCUUCUGCCUGUCAAAACAUAGAAUCACUCUCCAUCAAAAGCCCUAAAGCUCUCCAAUGGGACAAGUCAAUCAAAGCCGUUAAAGAAUGUACAUUACCUAAUCUGACUGAUAUCCAUCUUGAAUGUCAUUGGUCUGACGAGCAUUAUUCACUUCAAUUCACAACAGAAUUACUACACGUAAGUCGUAGGAUGAGUCGUAGUUUGAAGUUUGUCAAAGUAGAAAGUGUACAGCUAGGAGAUGCAGUAAUGAAGAGUGUUGAAUGGUCCAGAACAUCUUCAGAUUCUUCGUUGCAAAUUAAAUGUGCAUCAGCGGCUGUACCCAUAAUUGACUCAAUUAAUCUUACAACUAGUGACCUUAAAGAGGUUACCGUCCUUACCUUUUACAGUUGCAAGAUUGAUUUCGGUCAGUCUGAAAGUAAGUCCCCGCAAAGUCCGAAGGAACUUGGUACGCUGCGGGAAAUCAGGUUCGUUGGUUCAGAAAACCCACUUUCCGAAUCUGACAGGAACAAGCUGUCGGAGUUGUAUCCUAAUGUCAAAGUGACAGAAAAUCAGACGAGUCAGGAAUCAUCUGAAGAAUCCCAGGAGGGUGCAGGGAUACCUUUCAAGUUGGAUAAGGCCUCCUCUCAACCACUCAAAACCUCUCCAAUAGAUGAACUUGCUGAGGAAAAGGUUGAAUUUCAUGAAUAUACAGGCUCACAGAACCCUGAAGGCAGAGAAGAAGAAACAUCUUGGCAAGAAAAAGAAGAGGAAUAUGACGUCAACCAAGUACCCGAUGGAGGAGAUGUCGAAACAACCAAGAAGGAGUGCUGCAAGAGAGUUGGAGCUGAUGGGGGCAAACUUCAGCUAGAAUCCUUUGGAAUUGAACUUGAGAUACCUCCCGGUGCAAUCGACAGCAAAGAGCAACAGGAAAUCUUUCUACGUGUUCUGACCGAUACUCCUGAUCUUGGUGACACCAAAGAGGAGAUGUCAGUCUGCUUCAGUUUACAGACCUUAGCUCCUAGUGACUUAGUGCUGAGGUCACCGGUGACUUACACAAUACCUCAUUGCGCUGUUGCAACACGGUACUCCAGUUUAGAGGCAGUCCUAUACACAGGAGAGGGGGAGUAUACAUCGGAUGCUGAAGUCAAUGAACGAAUCCUACUUACAAGGUCAGGAAUACCAAACUGUAUCAUCGAGAAAGAUGUUCUAAGACUGCAGAUGGAUCAUUUCUCUUGGUUUAGCUUGGGAUUCAUCAAGAGUUUGCUCUUCAGAGGGAAACAAAUGUGUUGUUUGCCAUUUACCAAGAAGCCUCCACCAGAGAGAAGGGUGCCCGUCAUUUUACGUGUACAUCUCUAUGAUGACAUCAAAGGGAAAGAAGAGAUGGUAAUACAAAAGGAAGAUCGUGUAGGAUUUGCCCAUAUUCACCCUUCUACAGAAGUUCCAAUCAACGUGACAGAAGAGGACGUCACAAUGACUUGUUUCAUUGAAGAUGAUUGUGUUGGAGAGGAG